CAGAGCUGGGAGGCGUGGGCGAGCCCGCGGGCUCCGCACGCGCCGGCUGGGGAGCCGAGACGCGCCGGCAACUUUUGCAGGAGAUUUUCGUACUUCGGAGAAAAGCCUCGGGGCAGGGACCGCAGGCGUCCGGCUGGAAUAACCCAACUUUCUCCAGCUCCUUAACCCUCCUGGCCGGCUCCCCUGCCGCGGCAGCCCCUGUUCGUUCCCCCCCCCGGAGCUCCUGCGGCCACCGAGGGAGAGCGGCGGGGACCUCUGCGCCCGUAAAUCAUCUGCGAGGGGACGGAGCAGGCAGACAGCGGAGGCGAAGCAUCCACCGGAGCCGAGCCCGCAACAUCGGGGAAAGUUUUGAAGGGAGAAGGACCUGGCAGGCUGGGUAGGAGGCGAGAAGAGCCGGGCUGGGCUGAGCCGAGCUGAGCUGAGCUGCAGGCGGAGCGAGGUUGCGCGGCGUGUCUGCUCUUCGCUCGUUUCUCCCUUCAGGCUGGCAGGGGCGAUGCAGCGCGGCUGGGGGAGCUCUCGGAAGCUGCUUUAAGAGGGGAAAAAAAAAAGAAAUCCUCUGUGGAUGUGAUUAAUUCCAACAAUCCCCUCCCCAGAAGAUCUGGAAAAGAGAAGAGAGAAUCACCUAUUCCUCCCUCCGCCUUCCAGCGGCUGGCUCCUGCCCCCCACCCUCGCUCCCCCCUUUUUCUCCACCUCCUUCUCCUUCCCCCGUGCGCUCCCGGGGCUGCAGCCACAGCCCGGUCGGCAGGAGGCAGGGCGAGGACUCCCCCAAGUUGGCUGCAGCUGGCAGCACUCGGGGCAGCCCGGGACCGGGGCAGCGCUCGCCGCCGCCCGCUGAGCGAGGAGGGGCCGGGGCAGCGCUGGGGCUGCCCGGCGCCGGCUCCGUCCCUGCCGGCCUCGCCGUCCGCGGCGCCCCGUGUGCCCGCGGGGCUGCUCGCUUCCCCGGGCAUCCCCGCAGGACCUGCGAGGGGGAAGCGGCGCUCCGCUCUCCCUGCCUCCUCCCCUCCCUCUCUUUCUCCUUUCUUUUUUGUUUUUGUUUUGUUUUUAAUUUUUCCCCUGAGUGCGGCUCCGAUUUGGAGGGGUCUCUUGCUCCGCCCGAGGGGACAGCGGGGCGCCGGUGCCCGGCGCGGAGCGGGGCGCAUGGGGGGGCGUUUCGGGAGUCUUUCGCCUGCUCCUCGCUCCCCCGCUGGAUGCUGCCUGGGCUGUUUUGGCUGCUUUUCCUCGCCGGCGAUGAAGGCUCUGCCGUGAAGAUGGAGAUGAUCUGUUUUUUAUUCCUGUCUCUGGUCCCGGCGUACAGCAGGGCACAAGGGGUUUACGCUCCUGCUCAGGCCCAAAUCAUCCAUGCUGGGCAGGCGUGCGUGGUGAAGGAGGACAAUAUCAGUGAACGUGUUUACACCAUUCGGGAGGGGGACAUGUUGGUCCUGCAGUGUCUGGUCACAGGACAUCCCCGGCCACAGGUGAGGUGGACCAAAACCGCCGGCAGUGCCUCGGACAAAUUCCAAGAGACGUCAGUGCUUAACGAGACCCUUCGGAUUGAGAAGAUCCAAAGGCUGCAGGGGGGCCGCUAUUACUGUAAAGCAGAAAAUGGGGUUGGGGUCCCUGCCAUCAAGUCCAUUCGAGUAGAUGUGCAGUAUCUAGAUGAACCUGUUCUCACCGUUCACCAGACCAUCAGUGAUGUACGUGGCAGUUUCUAUCAGGAGAAGACUGUCUUCCUCCGCUGCACUGUCAAUUCCAACCCACCAGCUCGCUUCAUCUGGAAACGGGGAGCUGAGACACUUUCCCACAGUCAGGACAACGGGGUGGACAUCUAUGAACCCCUCUACACACAGGGUGAAACAAAAGUGCUGAAACUGAAGAACCUGCGGCCCCAGGAUUAUGCCAGCUACACAUGUCAGGUGUCUGUCCGCAACGUCUGCAGCAUCCCUGACAAAUCAAUCACCUUCCAGCUCACAAACACCACAGCCCCACCUGCUCUGAAGCUGUCAGUCAAUGAGACACUGGUGGUCAACCCUGGUGACAACAUCACCAUGCAGUGCUCUCUGAUAGGUGGUGACCCGCAGCCAGAGGUGGUUUGGUCUCACUCGCCUGGCCCAAUGCCUCCCAACAGCCUUGUGCAAGGAGGCAACCUUAGCAUCUGGAGGAUCCACGUGGAGGACUCAGGCUACUACAACUGCACAGCCAUCAACAAUGUGGGAAACCCAGCAAAGAAGACAGUGAACCUGCUGGUGCGAUCCAUGAAGAACGCCACGUUCCAAAUCACCCCUGAUGUGAUCAAAGAGAGUGAGAGCAUCCAGUUAGGGCAAGACUUGAAGCUCUCAUGCCACGUGGAUGCUGUCCCUCAGGAGAAGGUUGUCUACUCCUGGUAUAAGAAUGGGAAACCAGCCAGGUUCUCAGACCGGUUGCUUAUCACCAGGAAUGACCCCGAGCUCCCACCUGUGACCUGCAGCCUGGAGAUUAUUGACCUGAGGUUCAGUGACUAUGGCACCUACCUGUGUGUGGCUACCUUCCAGGGAGCACCCGUCCCUGACCUCAGUGUGGAGGUGAACAUCUCCUCGGAGACAGUGCCACCAACCAUCAGUGUCCCAAAGGGUCAGUCCACCAUCACUGUCCGGGAGGGCUCCAGGGCUGAGCUGCAGUGCGAUGUUCGAGGGAAGCCCAAGCCACCCAUCAUCUGGUCCCGGGUAGAUAAGGAAACCCCCAUGCCUUCAGGGACAAUGACGGUGGAGACGUAUGAUGGGAAGCUGCGCCUGGAGAGCGUGAACCGAGAAAUGAGCGGGACCUAUAAGUGUCAGACGGCCAGGUACAAUGGCUUUAACAUCAGACCCCGGGAAGCCUUGGUGCAGCUCAACGUGCAGUUCCCCCCCAUGGUGGAGCCGGCGUUCCAGGACGUGCGUCAGGGCAUGGGGCGCAGUGUCACCCUGCGCUGCACCAUGCUCAAAGGGAGCCCCAUGAAGGUGGCCACCUCUGUCUGGCGCUUCAACGGGACACUUCUGGCCCAGCCUCUGGCAGAGCAGCAGGACUACUCUGAGCUGAAGGUGGACAGUGUGAGCCGGGAGACCAGCGGUAGCUAUGAGUGCAGCAUUUCCAACGAUGUGGGAGUCUCCACCUGCCUCUUCCAAGUGUCUGCAAAAGCUUACAGCCCAGAGUUUUACUAUGACACUCCCAACCCCACCUUGAGCCAGAAGCAGUCCAAGAAUUACUCCUACAUAUUGCAGUGGACACAGAAGGAGCCUGAUGCAGUGGAUCCUAUCCUCAAGUACCGCCUGGAAGUCAGGCAGCUAGCUCAGAGGAGCACCAUCCAAACCUUCAUUCCUGUGCAGAAAAUGGAGAAGGGCCUUUUGUUGGAGCACAUCUUGCCCAAUCUGAAAGUUCCUCAGAGCUAUGAAGUUCGCUUGACACCCAUCACCAGCUUUGGGGCUGGAGAUAUGGCUGCCCGCAUCAUCCGGUACAUGGAACCAAUCAACUAUCCCAACCCAACAGAUAACACCUGCCGCUUUGAGGAUGAGAAGAUAUGUGGCUUCGUGCAAGACAAGAUGGACAACUUUGACUGGACCCGCCAGAACGCCCUGACCCAGAACCCCAAGCGCACUGUCAACACGGGCCCCCCCGCAGACAUCAGCGGUACACCUGAGGGUUAUUACAUGUUCAUCGAGGCGUCUCGGCCCCGGGUGACAGGAGACAAAGCCCGGCUGAUCAGCCCCCUGUACAACAUUACUGCCAAGUAUUACUGUGUCUCCUUCUACUACCACAUGUAUGGGAAGCACAUCGGCUCCUUAAACCUACUGGUUCGUGUGCGGAACAAGCGGGCCAUCGACACGCAGGUCUGGUCACUCAGCGGGAACCGAGGGAACAUGUGGCAACAAGCACACGUUCCCAUCAACCCGCCAGGGCCUUUCCAGAUCAUCUUCGAAGGCGUCCGUGGCACAAGCUAUGAGGGGGACAUUGCCAUCGAUGAUGUCACUCUGAAAAAGGGAGACUGUCCGAGGAAGCCCAUUGGCCCAAAUAAGGCGGUUGCUCUUCCAGGAAGUGGAGUCCCAGUCCUGCACAGCCCUUGUCUUUGUGGCCCAUUGACUUUCUUCCUUUACAUGCUGCUCAGAUGAUGGCAAGCAAGUGUCCCUUCGGACCGAGACAUUUCUGCUCCUUUUCUACUCAGCCACCUCUGCUCCUCUUCCUCCCCUCCUCACUGGCACACCAAAGUGUCCAUAUGUUACCAAAGACUGAUAGGCAUGAUCACGCAAAGGGAUCUGGUUCAGAGCUGGAGGACUCCUUGAGAAAGUCAUAAUGUCUAAAACAAACAAAAUUAAAAAAAAUAAAGACGAAAUCAAAAAAGCAUGUGUGUGAGAGAGACAGAAAGAAAGAGCAGAAGGAAGGAAGGAAGGAAGGAAACAGAAACACACAGAAAACAAGGAAUGAAAGACAAAAAUAGGAAUGAAGAAGUGUAAAGAGCAAAUGAAGGAGGAAAAACCACCCCCAUGUUUCCUUGGGAAUGUUGGACAGGGCUUCCUCAGGGAAGUAGGGACUUGUUUUAAACAAACAAACAAAAAUAUAUUAAAGCACAAAUUUCUACCGGAAAAUUCUACCCUCUUUACUGCAGAGUCCACUGCCUGGUGGACAUAUGCCACAGUACUCCCCUUCGGCUCUCCAGGCCUUCCCACGGGCUGCGGCUACUCCACUCCAGCUGCAGAGCCCUGCAGUGACACACGGCCGGCCUCAGUGUGGGGCAGCAGCUGCCCUGCGUGCUGGUGGCUGGAGUAUCUUGCCUCGCACCGCAUGUGCUUCUGCACAUCCGCAUCUUCCAGACUCUCAUGUGUUUAAGUGCCCCGUGUGUGAUUUGCUUUGGCCAGUGCUGCCUUCCUUUCUCCACCCCUCUGUGCUUUCCACCCUCUAGCCCAAAGAAGACAGAUGAGGAAUGGACCCAUCACAUGGACCAUGCUGAGAGGUGGAGAAGUCCCGGCUGAAUCCAGCUGCAGCGUUGGCCUCUGAAAGCCUCCUUCUCUCUCAGCACCUCUUGCUGGGUAGAGAAACUGUGAAAGCACAUAAGAGCUGCAAACAGGAAGGUCUCUCUGUGGGGCUGAGGAAUGCAAUGGGAUGAGGUGGGGUGGGGUGGGAAGGUGGGGAGUCACUGCACAUCAGCUCUUCUCUGUGAAUGUUGGGAUGAGAGUUGCCUCAGCCCUAGGCCCAGGAUUGCUUCUCAGCCUCUCCUUCGUUAACUAUUUAUUUUGGUCUUUUAUUCAAUGUCUUAACUUCCCCCAGCUCAAGCUUUUUGGAUUAUGGGAAAAGUCACACAUUUCAGCCUUCUCCACCACAAACCAUGGGUCCUCUGCCCACACUCCAGCCCCUGCCAGUCCAGACAGCUCUGAAAUGGCCAUCUCACAUCCUGAGGCCUUUUUAGCAUGUGCAGCCCAUUAGCUGCAGAGAGGGUGAAAUGUGGCAACAUCAUUAUUGCUCAGAGGAAAGGUGGCUGAAUUUUGUCAGCAUGGACAGUCUUGAAGCUACUCGAUUUCCAUCAUUAAAGUGGUGGGCAGAGAAGCUGAAAGGUGGAACAGGCAGCGAAAUGCCCAAGGAUGGAUGAAGGCAGGAAGCUUGACUCAAAAGAGAGGUUUACUCUGAACUAUGGACCUGUUUUGCCACUAAAAAAAGGGGGAACAGACACAGUGAUUGGAAUUUCAUCUUUUUUCCUGCUGGCAUCAUGAAAGGGUAAAUCCGAUGUCUCUCUGCUCCCGACCUGUUGCAGCCAGGUUUGUCCACUCCAUUCUUGUGGCUUGGUCUAGGGGGAAAUCAGUGUGGAGGCACUUGCUGCUCCAUAUGAACCCCCACUGGCCAAGUUGGAGCCAUAAUAGCCUUGCUGCGACUGGAAGCUGCUCCAGGUAUAUCUUACCUCCCUGCACAGGGCAGAGCUACUGUGGAUUGGGGUUUACUAGCCCAUGCUCAGGCAGUUCAUUUAAGCAGGACUCUUCCUUCUAAGGGACAGCCCAUCUGAACUCCACAUCAGGGGCAUCGCAGAGGUACAAGGUCCCUAAAGAAGCCCCCAGUGUCCAUGGCUCGUUCCUCGCUUCUGAUGAAUAUAUUGGGACAGUAACAUUUGACUAAAAUUACCUGAAUGUAUUAUCUGCCUCUUGUAUUGCUUGGCUUCCUGAAAUAGUUGAAGCCUCAUUUCCUCCACUGAUGGAGGACGAGAGCUUUCAUUUAAUCCCAAGAGAUCCAGUUUAAAGUCCUGAAACCAGUUCUCUCCAGCUGCUGGAAGGGAGUUCAUCUGCACUAAUGCUCCCUGGCCAGCAUCAGAGAGAAAAAAGCAUAUCAGCUCCAAGGAACAAGGGGAGCUCCUUCAUAUGAUGUCUUGCAAGACAUGAAAGGGGAUAAUAAGGGUCUCCCUUGCUCCUGUUUUGUUGAUUUUCUCCACUUCCAAGAAUGAGGACUGUGCCCUGUCCAUCUUUUCCAUCUCCAUUCCUCUCUCCAGAACCCAGACUUGGAUCACACAGUAUAUUUGACUGGGAGACCUGAGGCUGUCUCUCAUGGCCUGGCAAUGCUGUGGGAUGUAGUGGUCUCCUAGAGUGAUUCUGCUCCUUGCUCUCCAUUGCUAUUUUCAUGGGCAGCCAGCACCCCUGCCACUCUUUCAGCUGAGCUCUUUCAGUCUAGUGCUUUUCAUUUCCUUAGGGUUUGGUAGAGGCAAGAAGUCAUCCUCCUCUUCCUGGUAAGAGUCUGCUUUCAUUCCUAGGAGAGAGCUGGUACUUUCCAGGGGCCCUUGGAUGCUUCAUGGUGGCUCCUGAUCUGUCAGCUGCAAAACAUGUAUGUUAUUUUGCUGAUGCUGGGGGGCUUUCAUGGAGUAGAAGUGGAGAAGGGAGUAUUUUCCUUUCUGUAAGAGUUAGCCCAGGGUAACCACAUCACCUUUUAGGCUGUGAGCAUCUCAUGGCCUUGCUUCUACUGACUGCUUAGGCCUUUGGAAGAGUGUGAUGGUGAGCAGCUGCAGACUCACGGACAAAGCGUUAUCUCUGAGGCAAGUGCCAGCAAAGGGACACCACAUUUUUAGAAAGGGAGACCUGUGGGGAGGAUGUCUAGGCCCUGCUGCUAGCACCGUGCCUGCAAAGAAGGAUGCAAAUGCUUCACUAAGCUGACCCACUGCUCAGGGGUCAAGCAGCCCAUCCUGCGCCGUGGGUCCAGAGCAGAACAAGCAGAUCACUCUGGCCAGGGAUGAAGCCUCCUGCUGCUGCAGGGCUCAGGUGUGCUGCUCACUGGCCCACUGGCCUGCAUAUAAAUCUCAGGGAGUGCCUUCCCUCUUAGACCUCUGCUCUGCUAUCUCUAGCUUGAGAGCAGCCAGUGGUAUGUUUUGGGGAAAGUCAUUAACCCGAGUGCCUCAGCAUGUCAGAAGUACAGAGGAAGAAAGGCAGGAACUCAUUUCCCUGGCAGACAUGCUCAGAGUGUAGCAGAGGAAAGAGGCACUUAGCAGCAAUGAUGAGGAGCUUUGAGAGGAAGGAGGCUCAUGUGUGGUGUGGUGGAGGGGGCAGUGUCCCUCUGUCCAAGGGAAGAAGCAUUAGUGGUUUACUAACCUAGCCACAUGCUUGAGGGGCAAUUCUGCUUGAGGAAGUAACGCAUCCCAAGUGAGAUACAAAGCCAUUCUCCUUACCCCUUGCAAUUAAAGAUCCCCUCACAGUUUUCACAGUGUUCUGGCUAAAUUACAGUCCUUAAAUGUAAUUACAGAUUGUUUUCUUACAUAUCUGUUGCAGUCCCAACUGGGUGCAUUACGUUUCGCUUCCUGAUGUUUUAUGUUGCUCUGUGCCUAUUGAGUAGUUGCUAUAUUCCACUCCAGAAGUUGCUGCAUUUCAGUGAUGGUGGAGAUUAUUCCUGUACAUAGUAUGAAAGUCCCUGCAGAAGAAAAGUGCAAUAUAAAUUUAAGAGACUGUUUUUAUUUACAAGGAGACCUCUGCUUGGUAGUUGUAGAAGUACAUUAGGAAGAAUGCUGUGUGGGUGUAAGCCGAUAUAUACUCAAUUUCUUUCUUUUUCAGGACAUAAAACGGAAAAUAUGUGUGUGCACAGGCUCCUGGGUAUAAGUUGUAGAUAUUAGAAGUAGUGAAUGCUACUCUGUAGUUACAAGUGGGGCUUACAAAGAAACUUUCAUUUGAAACCUCUUUUUGCAGUUGUUCAUUGUAUUCUGAAAGAAUACUUUUUUAUUAUAGUUUUCCACAGUUCAGUGAAAGUUCCAAUAACAGGUCAUCAACCGGACUUGAAUCUAGGGCUUUUAAAAAUAAGAACGUAAAUUCCUACCGCUUGCUCUAAAAAGCAGCUGCUGGCUGGUAAUAGUCAUAAGCCAUUAUUCUUCCAUGUAGAUCAGCCACUGGAAAGUGACAGAGCUAAUAUGUUUCAUUUGAUGUGAAGUUAAAUAAUUUGGAAUGCCUGAGUGUAACUCUUCCCAGGCAUACGGGAGUAGAAAAGAUGUUUCAUCUGCAUGAAAAACUUCAGUGCGUUGCUUAGUGCGCAAAUGAUUCAAAAUCUACCAAACUCUGAAUUGUUAUGAUUGGCAUGUGUGCAGAUCUGCCUCUGCAGAAUCACACAGCAUGCUGCCUGAGUAUCAGCUGUGGGAGAAAUGAUACGGAGCUCUUCUUCUGGGAAGUAGUUUUAUUCUGGGAAGAGGUAGGGUAGCAAUCAGGGAAAAACUGAGGUUUUUCAGGUGUUUAGGCUGGUAAAUUUCAGGAUAGUCUAGCAAGAAUAAUUUGUGGGUAUAUGUGUGUGUGUAGUAAUGAUGAUACAAAUUGUGUUUUAUUCCCUGCUGCUAUUCAAAGUACUGAAAUUUAAUCUCUUAGUAUACAAAGUCCUGUGGGAGCCCUACUCCAGAAUGACACAAAAAUGCAUUAGUGCCACAGGCGGAGCAGGCAAUGGGUUCCAGCCCCUCGCCCUGGCCCUGCCCAGCAUCCUGUACUCAUAAAACAGCCCUAUUUUGGGGUGGUGUCCUGCACUUCUCAGUCCAAAAGGGAUGGUCACUGGAGAGUAGGAACUGGUGUUGUUAGGAGAAGUGUCUGUCCAUUGCACUAUCACUGCUUGUCUCCAGUAUGGAUUGCUCUCCAUGCAAGGCGCUUGCAGGAGCAAACCCUGCUGCCCCCCCCCAAGCUCUCAGCAAAGCUGAGGUUGGAAGUUUUACCUGUGGGAAUUAAACACGAGGUCCUUCACACUGCUCUGAGGACCUUGGUCUGCUCCAGGCAGUGACAGAGAAAGGAACCGGUGUGCUUUCUCUCCUAGAAGAGAAGUCACCCUGCUCAAAGAGACAAAUAUUUGCCUUAAAGCAGAGAGCAGAGGGUACUGCUGCAUUGGUCCUCUCCAUCUGAGAGCCAUGUGGAUGGAUACGUACCUGCAGCCUUCCCCCUGGAAUGCUGCAGCACCCUGACCCCUGCGGGUGCCUUUGAACAGGCCAGUGAUGGGCUCAGGGGGACGUAGCACCGUGGGCCCUGUGCUUUAAGCUGGGUGCUGUGGGGCAGUGUCACGGCUCCCAGCGAUGCCUUGCUCUGUGCCCAGGGAGCAGGACCCUGCUUUCUAAUGGAGACGGAAGUUGCACUGUGAGUGUCUCCUGUGCAAACCAGACCCCCUCUGACACUCCUGGCUUUAGCAGAGACCAGCCCUGGUUCCUCUCUCUUUCUCCACUGAACUGCCCUGGCGGUCUUUUCUUUUCCAGGCUGCCCCCAGUGUGGGUGCCUCCCACCAUGCAGUCACCAUGCAUAGGGCAGCAGAGCCUUGUGCAGGCUGCUGGGGAAGCCAGGUGUUGCCUCCUUUUGUACUGUACUGUGGCCCCACUGUUAACUGUUCAUCCAGCUCAGCCUGGGAAGGCACUUAAUGCAGAAACGAGGCAUUUGCAGAGAAACAAGUCCUGGAAAGCUUUGGAAAUUGCAUUUUAACAGGACCCAAUUUACACUUUGUGGUAAUAACUGGCGUCUGGUGGUUUCCAGCAGGGAACUGAAUAGCCCUGGUAUACUCAGCAUCCCAAAUGAUAGCUAUGGUAUGUAUGUGCUUUUCGGCCCCUUCUUUGGAGAAAGUCAGUCCAGCUGUGGCACAUGCUGUUUGGGCUCACCGCCUGCCACCGCCUAGCCAGCUGUGGGGGGAAUCUGGGGUCUUCUAUGGCUACCCAGAGCCUGGCGUGGUCAUGGCAAACCAGAGACAGCCAAAUGUGCCCUGGAGGCCAUAUGCAUCCCAGGGAGCACUGCAGGGCAGCCCUGGGCCACCAUCACCCAAAUGACCUUUCCAGAGAGGCAGGAGAUGCAGCUUGCAAGGGGCUGUAACCUCCAGGGCACCUCACGGCCAUGGAAGAGACACACCAUCCCACUCCAUUUUGGCUGAGUGUGCCUUGGAUCUAGUCCCCCAGGUUGGGUGUAAUGUGGGCAUGAGCCUCGAUCAACAGCCCUUUAAUCCUGCUAAAUGAGAAAAUGAAACUUUGUCACUCUCACAGCUUUUGGUAAGUGAGUAAGUCCAAUCUCUCCUGACUAAUUUCAGUGUACUGCAGCUGAGUGCAGCCAUACCGCUCAGUUUUGCCAUCAAGCCUCUUCCUCAAGGGGAUGGAGGCAGCAGGUUUGCCAGGUUGGCUGUGUCCCCAUGCUGUGUGGCCAGCUGGCUGGCUGCUGGGGACUGCAGGGCUCAGUCCCACAACGCUCUGCAUUGCUUAGAUCUGUUCUGGCACAUUAGCCUUCUCACCUUGGCAGCCCUGGCAUAGCCAGAGGGGCUGGUGGGGCUGCCUGGGCAGCAGUGGUGCAACUGGAAGACAGGAGCAUUUCAGGGUGCAUGUUGCCUCCCUCAGGGACCUAAUGCAGGUUACAUCCUGGUGCAGUGGUUUGAUUUCCUCAGUGGCAAAAGAGGUCUCAUAACAGCCCCAUGGGCACCUGGAAGGAUGGAAUAAAGCAUGUUUGUUUUAUUCUUGAAAAGGAGAGGGGGAAGGCCAGGCUCCACACUGCAUUUCACUGGUGGUGGGCUUUAAAUAGCAGUAUGGGCUUUAACUGGCAAGUUCUCACUUGCUAGAUGAUGGAUACUAAAGAAAAGCCCUCAGACUAGAUUUCCCGACUGGACCCAUACCAGUAAGUUGUGCCAACCUGACCCCAGAUCCUCAGCACAUGUGUGUGCGAAGAGGCCGAACGACUCCGAGUUGAGCCAGCUGCCCAUCAAACAGCAGGUGCCCCGGUUGGUAGCUAGCAUGCGGAGCUGCGUGACGCCUGCCAGGCCACCCUGCCCACUGUGCCAGGGCUCCGAAGAGCAGGCAGCUGAACUGGCAAGUGAGCCGGCUGUGCCUUGGAGCCCUGCCUCGUCCCGUGUGGAGCGCUGCUGUGGCCUGAGGGGCGGAUGCCUCCGCUGACGGGCAGUGCGGGAGCUGUGCCCCCACAGGGGAUCCCACGGGCAAACUGCGAAGGGAGGUAGCACUCAGAUCCCAGCACACGAGUGCUUCCUUUCACUCUGCUGCUUUUCCUGCUGCAGGAUUUCCAGCAUGGGGCAGAGAACGAAGGAACAAGGGAGAGGGAGACACUGUCUGCGUUGGAAGCUGUUGCAAAGGGAGAGCUGGGUGAACAUGUUUUUUUCUGGAGAGCUGUGAAGGUCUGUGGUAAAUUUGGGUUUUGCAUGGGUCUGGGAUGACUUAUAAGCCAUUUGCUGCUGUGGAAGGAGGCAAAGUUUUGUGCUCCUGUUAACUCUUCUCCUAAAGAGGGGUUUGGCCAUGAAUGCCUGACUUACAGUGGGGUUUUUUAUCCCUAGGGUGGCCCCAACACAGCAUAAUACAGGGGCAUCCACAGCAGUGUAGGCACUCAAACCUCAUUGCUUUGCUGGCUCUGUUUGAUGUUAUAACGGCCAGGUCCUUGGCUGAAGCAUAGAGCCAAGUGAAGGGCAAUUACCUGAGCAACUGCCCUGCAUAUGUAGUUAUAUGUUCUCCCCAUCUACCAGCCAGGCCUAUAAGAAGAUAAAAGGCCAGCUGCUGCUCGCAAAGAGGUGGUCUUUGGCUCUGGUCUGCCAUUUAGGCAGUGGUGUGGCUUUCAGGCGCAUAAAACCCAGCUGUUAUAAUGGAGAUUUGCUCGCUGAUGGUCAAAGCUUGCAUAACUAUAGUAUGCCUCAGAUAAUCAGCAAAGCCAGGCACUGGGUAGGAGCUGGAACAUGCCAGAGGUUAUCUCUCCUUCUUAGCCACUCUGGGUGAGUAGCAACUCCUUUGCCCUCAGCAUUACAGCUGCUCAGGGCACAGGCUGAGUCUGAACCAGCUAAGAGAGAGUGCUGCCCCACUUCCCUGUCUGCCUCUCAACUGCUGCUGGCAGCACCAGCUAGUUUUCUCUUGAUGACUGCUUUAUAUAGUGUGGCACUGGGGUGAAGCUGUCUCCAGGUGUUGUUUGCACUGGUAUAUCCAGCGCUGGUGAGGUGAGGUGUUUGAUGUUAGCAGCAUGUAAAGGAAUCAGGACUGGAAAUUGAGGUGUGGGUGCCUAGCAGCUGCUAGCAAUGCAGUGGGGAAGGACAUAAAAGCCCUUUUUGGAGGCAGCAGCAUCACCAGCUGGUUCCCACCUCUCCCUUCUCACACUGUCCACACUUCAGCUCAUUGCAGGUCUCCUGCUGGUCCAGCCCAUCCCUCAGCCAUCCCAGGAGCUGACUGCAGAUGUUCCCCUGCAAGUGCCUGAUCCUGUGCUGAGCACUUCAGGCACGAUGCUGAGCACCCUCCAAGGUGCCACAUUUGGUAUGUGUUGUCUCCCUGGGGCUUGUUCUUGGGAACCAGUUACUGGUAUCAAUAAACACAGAGUGACAGUGAGAAGAGGCCACAGCAGCAUGGUCACCAGGGUUGAGGCUCAGACAGUGCCUGCAUUGUGGUGAGAGGAGAAAAUAUAUUUCUUUUUGUCUUUGAAAUGCCAUAAUCACUGACCAGGGACAAUAUUUUAAGUCUUCUGUGUGUAUGGCAGCAUGUACCACACAGAGGCUAAGCAGUGAGGGAGGUCUGAGCACUGGAAAUUUCCCUGGGAAAAUUCAGAUGCCAAUGGAGGAAGGUGUUCACACACUGGGGAGCACAGGAGCUUUCCUGUGCAUUUGUUCGGUUAUUUUCUAAGGGCCUCGGGUAUGUGCUAUACUGGGACGAGAAGACCCUCUCAGAAUUUGCUGGAGGUGACCUCUUGUUCUCCUUGAGCCUGGCUAUUUGUCCUCCUUACCUUCCCACCCCCAGCUUCCCAGUGCAUUGAUGUAACUGCUGGCAUGAACUCUGGGUAAAGUGGCCUAGUGUCAGUGCUUUCAAAUAGAGUAGCUUGGCCCAUAUUCCCAGUUCUAGAGACCUUUACUGUCUCACCAUAGAAGGCUGCACAGCAUGCAUUCAUCUCUCAAGCCAUUUCCAAAAAGCUGGGGAUGCUACAGAUAUGACUCUUUCUUUGUGGUUUGGGUCACAGUUUUUUCCUGACAGCAUAGAGACAAUCUCUAACCUCUAGAUGGGAUGGAAAAUGUGAUUCCAGCAUUGUUUUGCUUGGGUCUUUUCCCAGCCAGAACCAUCCUGCCUGUGUUGCAGUGAACACAGUGGAGGGGCUGUUGCCCAACGUGCAGCUGUCUUAUGGGGAGGCAGGUGUGGUAUCUCCCAUCUUUGGCCAAGCUUGAGCUUCAGGCAGUGUUUCCCACACUCUUCCUCACUCCAUCCCCCACCCUGAACUUAUCCGUGCCAGGCAUUUCAUUUCCAGUAUGGAGAGAUUAGCAGAAGACUUCGUCACUGGAUCCCAUAGAAGGGGAUCACACCAAAAUCCCGUCCUCAGCUCUAUGAGUGGCAGGGAGAACCAGCUCAGGCCCAAUGGUGAGCCACUUCAGUGGGAUCCAGACCCAGUGAGACCGCACCACCCUUAUGCUUCCAGGUCGCCGAGGCCAGUAGAAUAUGUUGACCUGACAGAAGCGUUUAUAAACACCCCCCAAAAAUAAGCUACACACAGAUUCUGUGUAUUUGGGGAUAAUAUGGAGGACGGGGGGGGGUCCUCUCAUGUUUCUUUUGCCAUCAGUAUCCUGGGUGGGGGUCCUGGAACAGAGCCCCAUCCUCCACCCACCUCCCUCAUUGCCACCACAUCUUGUCCUGUCCCGCUCCGCCUCUCAUAGGGUGCCACCACUGUCAUCAAGCGGAGCUGGAACCCUCUCACCACCACGAUACCAAGCCAUUCACAAUGUUUAAAGCACAAAACACAAAGGGAACUGACCUGAACCUUUGAAACAGGGUGAGGUGUUUUAUAGACGUUUCCUCAUCCACCCCCCGACCCUGACGCACCCGCCAUAUAAUCUAUAGAAUCUCAGUGUGGAUUGUUUCAUUCAAAUAAAGCUGCAGUACUCAA
Dromaius novaehollandiae (emu) is the source of this 14276-nucleotide messenger RNA. It is a transcript of the gene MDGA1, whose product is annotated as MAM domain containing glycosylphosphatidylinositol anchor 1. Gene Ontology annotation, cellular component: axon; plasma membrane; neuronal cell body. The record is from RefSeq and is a predicted model, not a curated record. The transcript has 17 exons. Gene Ontology annotation, molecular function: axon guidance receptor activity; protein binding. Gene Ontology annotation, biological process: homophilic cell-cell adhesion; synapse organization. Bases 1188 to 4097 code for a protein of 969 amino acids. NCBI's taxonomy places the organism in Eukaryota, Metazoa, Chordata, Aves, Casuariiformes, Dromaiidae.